CGGAAGAAAAUGGCGGCCGUGGCUGCAGAGCCAGGAGCUGCGGCGGUUCCGACAACAACAAUAACCGGGACUACGGACGACGACGGUCCGCUACAACCGGUCCCCGCCGGCCCGGGACUCCCUGGAGCUCCGCUGGAGACCGACGGGCCGCAGGAGUACGGCUCGGUUGUGGAGCUGGUCGUCCCCCGGGCGGAGGAUGGUGGGGACGGGGAGGAGCGCCGCCAUGUCAGGCCGGAGUUGGAGCCCGCGGCGGGAACAGCGCUCUCUGAUAACGACGGACUGAUCAAUAGCUUCGCCGUUAACGACGGACUGAUCAAUAGCUUCUCCGUUAACGACGGACUGAUCAGUAAUUUCUCCGUUAACGAUGAACUGAUCAGUAAUUUCUCCGUUAACGAUGAACUGAUCAGUAACGACGAGCUGAUCAAUAAGUUCCCGGUGGAGCGGAUGGACCGGUUCUCUCCCGGGGUACCGGGGGAUCCGGAGGACCCGCAGCCCUCCGCAGUCUUCCUGCACUCGUUCCCGGCCCCUCCUCCCGGUAGCGAGGCCGGACUGUCUCUGGCAGAACCGGCGGAACCGACCACCAACGAGACCACGGCCCUGGUCCAACCGGAGCGGCCCGGACCCGCGGAGGAUGGGACCGAGGACCCGUCCCCAUCCUGCCGGUCCCCUAAGAGACGGCUCAUGACUGACCCCGCCGGGGAAGACUCUUCUGAACCCGCCCUCGGUGCUCCGCCGCUCGCUUCAGAUCUGAGUCCCGGGUCCGAGGUCCGGGUCUCUCUGGACCACGUCAUCGAUGACGCGCUGGUAGUGUCCUUCCGGCUGGGGGAGAAAGUUUUCUCCGGGGUCCUGAUGGACGUGUCCAAAAGGUUCGGGCCAUACGGGAUUCCAAUCACCGUUUUUCCUCGACGUGACGACCGCAGUCGACCUCAGAUGCCACAGCCUGUUAGCGGUGUCGACCCGUCCACCAAACAGGAAGAGGGUACGGUUGGACCAGCGCCCUCGCCCCCCCACCAUCCUCAGCCCUGGACCUCGAAACCGCCACCGCUGUUCCAGGAGGGUGCGCCGUACCCCCCUCCUCUGUUCAUCAGGGACACCUACAACCAGGCCUUACCUCAGCCGCUUCCUCGCAAAAUCAAGCGGCCAAAGCGGCGCUACCGCUGCGAGGAGCCCACCUCCAUCAUGAACGCCAUCAAGCUCCGCCCCCGCCAGGUGCUCUGUGACAAGUGCAAAGGUGUGGUGGCGUCAGGCGGGCACAGGGAAGCACGGCGGGGCCCAGUGGAUCUGAGAGGCGAGGAGGCGUCCCGGCGGCGGCGACCUGCUGACGGACCUAUUUCUUCUGAGGUGAAACGGCUGAGGAGCGACGACAAGGGAGGACGCGCCGCCACCGACAAACGCUCAUCAUCAGGGAUACGUGUGUCAUCUUCAUCAUCAUCUUCCUCUCGCCGUGCCCUGAGGGGCGUGGCUUCGUCCUCUUCGCCGUCUUCGUCCAGCCGCGUGUGUCUGAAGCUGAACUCUAAGAAGGUUCUGGCCAAAGGUUCCGCCGUCGACCGCUCCAAAGCACGGCAGGUUCUCAAGAAGCUGGUGAGGAGUUCUCAGCCAUCACCGUCUCAUCGCCGGCCCAAAGAACAGAACCAGAAUCAGAACCAGGGUCAGACCCAGAACCAGGACCGCACCAAGGCUGUGACCCGAGCCGCCGCCCUGCAGGACCACAACCAGAAGGUUCACUUCACUCGCCGCCUGCAGCACCUCAGCGGCGCCACUGUCAGCUCGAGCUCCCACGCGCAGCUUCCUCCCAGAAUGCGUCUGAAACCCCAAAGGUAUCGUACCGACGACAGCCAGGUGCCCUGCUCCUCUUCCUCCUCUUCCUCCUCCUCCUCCUCCUCCUCCUCCUCCCCGCCAAAACAGAGCGCUCGCUCCUCGCCUCCAAAACCUGCUUUAAGCCCCGCCCCCACACCUACAUCUAGCCCCAUCCCACCCCCUACCUCAACUACAGCUCCUCCACCCGUGCCCCCCCCCUGUGCUGCCGAGGAGGCGCAGGAGGAGGAGGAGGGGGUGGAGCAGGCAGCGGGAGGAGAUGAUGGGCAGGUUCCUCCUCCCUGCUCCUCCUCCUCCUCCCUCGACUCCUCCCACUCAGAAUGCAGCUCCACAGAGACCUUUGACCUCCCCCCUCCUGGAGACCCACUCUCCUCCUCCCCCCCUCCCGACUCGGUUCCCCCUCCACCCUCCUUGUUAGAACCUCGGUGUCCCUCCUCUUCCUCCCCCUCUACCCCUCCCCUCAGAACCGAUGGCGAGGAGAUGCAGGCCGGUGAGGAGGAGGAGGAGGAAGAGGGAGGUGAACUGAAGAGACGUCGUAAGUCUUCCACAUCCUCCUCUUCCUCCUCCUCCUCGUCCUCCUCCUCUGUCUUCUCUAAGUUGGUGUCAAAGUGUUUGCUCCCCGAUGGUCGGACGGUGUGUGUCGGCGACAUCGUUUGGGCGAAGAUCUACGGUUUCCCCUGGUGGCCGGCGCGUGUUCUCGGUAUCACGGUGUCACGGCGUGGCGACACUGGGCUGGCGGUGCGGCAGGAGGCACGCGUCUCCUGGUUCGGCUCCCCCACCACCUCCUUCCUGCCGCUGACCCAGCUGUCGCCCUUCCUCGAGAGCUUCCAAUCCCGCUUCGACAGGAAGAGGAAGGGGCCGUACCGCCGCGCCAUCGCCGAGGCCGCCAGCGCCGCCAAACAGCUGACGCCUGAAGUCCGGGCGCUGCUCACGCAGUUCGAGACGUAGCAUCGGCUGUCAACACCCUCCCACCCCCUCCACAUGUGCCAUGCCCCCUCCAAUUCUGCCUGCCCAUGGGACAGGAAGUAGGAGGAGCUUAUCCCUCCUCCUCUUCCUCAGACUGCUACCAGUCUGUCUGUCAGAGACUGAGGCAGACAGGCGGCCAUGUUUCUGUUUCCUGUUCUUCCUGUUUGGAGGAGGGGGUGGAGCUUCUGAGUUACCUGUCAGUGUUCAGGAGAGCCGUGGGCGGGGCUUAUCUCCUCAGUUUCAGGCAGGUGUCAGUCAGCCGCAGCGUUUCCCUCGCCUCGCCGUCACAGCGUUAAAGGGUCACUUCCUGAGUUUACACAGAAAAUGAUGAAUGAUGAUGAUGUCAUAGUGAUGUCACUAUGUAGCUGUAAUGAAAGACACUAUCCAGAUGCAUUAUGGGAGAUGUGUUGUUAAUCUGAGAUUACUGGAGGGUCCCUGAGAAUCUGAUUGGCUGACUGCGUCAUGAUGAUGUCAUAACGUUCACAUCAUUAAUAAGAAUCAAUAAUCUAAAAAAACACUAAGCUAGCUAGUUAUUAUGUUCCAUUGAUUACAGUGAUUGAUUGAUAAAAUAUCAGACCUCAAUCGAACGUGUUUGACCUCAUCAGGGCGACGGCGGCGGCAGCGUCAUGGAACACUGACACGCUGACAUGUGGUUCUCCUGGUUCCUCCAGGUUCUGCUGAGGAACCGAAAACUUAUAUUUUAUUUGUUUCCGUUCAGAAAGAUUCAAACUGUGAAACACAAAGUGUUGUUCAAACUGAGGCCAGGGCCCCAAACAGGGUCCCGAACUGAAUAACAACGGUCUGAAGGUUCUGAUCAUGUGAUCAAUAAUCAAACAUCAUGAGUACAUUAUAGAAACAACUUGUAUAACAUUAGAAGCCCUCUGAUUGGAUCCUGGAUCCUGUCACCCAGCUGUUUGAUCAGUCAUAAUCUGAUCAGUCGUAUUGAUCCAGUUAAUGAGCGAUUGUCAGCCAAACGAUGUCUCACUCGUGUGUUUGAGACCCCGCAGCCUCAGGUGAUCAACAUUAGACUGACAGACGGACAGGUAGGACAGGUAGGACAGGUAGGACACACUGACUGUUAGACAGGACAGCUGCUCUGCUCUCUGAUGAUGAUGAUGAUGAUGAUGAUGAUGAAGGUGGAGGUGGAUUUUCCCUCUUUUUACCGUCUGUUUGCAGAUCAGAGAUCUGUGAGAGUCGACCUGUGUACUUGUUCUUUUCUCAUGUUUUAAAUCUAUUAAAAAACUGUCAAACUUC
Dicentrarchus labrax (European seabass) is the source of this 4035-nucleotide messenger RNA. It is a transcript of the gene pwwp2a, whose product is annotated as PWWP domain containing 2A. The record is from RefSeq and is a predicted model, not a curated record. Gene Ontology annotation, cellular component: nucleus. Bases 10 to 2763 code for a protein of 917 amino acids. Gene Ontology annotation, molecular function: chromatin binding; histone binding. The transcript has 2 exons. Lineage: Eukaryota; Metazoa; Chordata; Actinopteri; Moronidae.